UCCACAACACAGCAAGGAGGCCAGUGAGGCUUGUGGAGGGGAGUUGGUGAAAGGGACUGGCUCUCUACUUGCUGCAAGGAUUUCUCACUGUUUAGCUGGCUGUGCUCCCUGCCUCUGCCUCUCAGCAAUCUGCUCCAGCACAUACACUCUCACAGGCACUUUCCUCCCUGACUCUUUUCAGUCCCAACACUUUCCUAAAUCCAGAGCUGCUGCCUACCCAACUUAAAUGGGCGCAGCCCCCAGCUGUGGCUGAGAAGUGGAGACUGGGCUACGGAUCAACAGCAGGAUUCCUCAAGGAGUUGGAUGUAUAACAUGAAGAAUCCUCAGAGACAUGUGGGGCGAACAGAUCAGAUGCUGGGUGCUAUGGCUGAUAUCCUAGGAUCUUUUGUACUUCCAAGUCAUCAAUGGAUUUCCGACACUUGCACAGAUGAUUCUUCUGCACCUGAACAGAGCAGUAAUGAGGAAAAUGUGGAGGAGCCAGGAACCACAGAUGCGGAAGAAGAUCAAAACAAUGUGGAGUCAACAGAGUCCGCCACCAGUCCGCUAUUACCUCCCGAAAACACAUGCCCUGGCAUUGGUAGGACUCGACGACUUUCAGAUUUCCGUGCAUGGUUUACUGAAAAUUUUCGUCAUUUUUCAGAAUCCGAAGAAGAAUCCUACUCUAUUGCUGGCAGUGAUGGCAGCAUAUCAGCUUCAGUGGCUUCCAUUCAACCUCAGCCCUCCACUAGUUCUGCACCUAGUUCCCCGGGAUCCAGGAGGUCUGUUAGUACAUUGAAGAAAUGGCUGACAAACCCAGUGAGAAAAUUAAGCAGUGGCAGCCGCCUUGAUCAGCGCCAGAAGAAAAUUGAAAGUAGGCCAAAAAGAGGCACGCCUGGCCGGAGAAGGAGCGCCGAUGAUGGGGGAAGAGCGAGCUUUGACCUUGGGGUUUUGCGGAAGAUGGAGGACUUCACCCAGGGAGAAGACAAGAGUUCGGAAUGGAAAGAGCAUGAAAAUCCUAACAAACAUAACUUGCCUGACUUAUCCUUUCUGUGUGACUUGCUUCAAGGAGCGACCACAGAACCCAAUAAUAAGGAUCCGCACACGUCCUACCUCUCAGACUCCAAGGAGGAUGAAUCUAUAGCUUCUGAAACAUCAACAUCUGUCGCUUCCUUCUAUCCCCCUGAAGAAACAGAAGAAGAAAGGAAGAGUGCCUUAGAAAAGAGUAUGUAUGUCUUAAUGGAAUUAAUAGAAACUGAGAAGAUGUAUGUCGAAGACUUGGGCCAAAUAGUAGAGGGUUAUAUGGCGACCAUGAAUGCUCAAGGAAUUCCUGAGGACAUGAAGGGAAAAGACAAAAUUGUAUUUGGAAAUAUUCACCAGAUAUACGACUGGCACAAAGACUAUUUCUUAGGUGAACUUCAAAAGUGCCUUGAGGAUCCCAACCGAUUAGCACAUCUCUUCAUAAAACAUGAGCGCAGGCUGCACAUGUAUGUGGUAUAUUGCCAGAACAAGCCCAAGUCGGAGCACGUUGUGUCAGAAUAUAUUGAUACGUACUUUGAAGAAUUGAGGCAACAGCUGUCACAUCGCCUGCAACUCAAUGACCUACUUAUUAAACCCGUGCAGAGGAUCAUGAAGUACCAGCUGCUGCUAAAGGACUUCCUCAAGUAUUACAGCAAAGCCGGACAAGACACGACAGAACUGGAGAAAGCAGUGGAAGUGAUGUGUUUUGUCCCUAAAAGAUGCAAUGACAUGAUGAACCUUGGCCGGCUGCAAGGGUUUGAGGGGAAAAUCACAGCUCAGGGGAAGCUUCUCCAACAAGACACAUUCAUGGUAACAGAACAGGACUGCAGUUUUCUGACAAGGGGAAAGGAGCGGAGGGUCUUCCUCUUUGAGCAGCUCAUAAUCUUUAGUGAACCCAUUGACAAGAAAAAGGGGUUUUCAUUGCCUGGGUACAUCUUUAAAAACAGCAUCAAGAUUAGCUGUCUAGGAAUUGAAGAACCUGUGGAUAAUGACCCCUGUAAAUUUGCACUGACAUCACGAGGUACAGAUCGCAACUUGGUGCGUUACAUAUUGCAAUCCUCUUCUCCUGACAUUAGAAUGGCCUGGGUUCGAGAGAUUGGGCAGAUACUGGAGAGCCAGCGUAACUUUCUUAAUGCACUUCAGUCGCCUAUUGAGUACCAACGCCGAGAAAGCAAGUCCAAUAGUCUCGGCCGAACCAUUAACAGCAGCAUGAUGGAUAAAAGUCACGGGGGCCUCAGACCUCAUUCAUCUGCUUCUAUGGAUAGAAAUAAAGUGCCCAAUCUCAAGUCAUAUAACUCUUCCCUGCCAUCCCUUUACUUGCCCAGCAACCCUCGUGAGGGCCGACUUGGAAGCAAGGCUCACGCUCCUCGUAAGGGUUCACACUCAGAUGUCCUCCCCUCAGCAGUUCUUACCCCAGCACACAUCAGUCUUGAUUUAAAUCAUUAUCCGGAGUCCUCCACUUCUACUGUCUCCAAUGGAACCCCACAAAGUGACCCUAACAGUCGGAAGCUCAGCACAUUGUCCCGGGAGCUCCCUGGCUACGCCUCACCCCCAGAUGAAGCGAGUAUACCUGUUCCUCGACUAGCAAAGUUGGAUGAGGAUGAACUGUGAAUAUUGUACAGGGUCAAAGUAGUUCCCUGGAUUAUGAGAAUGGAUUUGUGUCCUGGGAGUAGUAAACAGAAGACUUGUACUCCUGUGUUCGGAAGCAUGUGAGAAGGGAACUCACCUUAUUUUUACCUUUGCCAUACUCUACAGUCCGAUGUCAGCUCUGUAAGAAACUAUGUUUAUAUUAUGACUUCUGGAAAGUCCUAUCAAGUCCUGUGCUCACUGUGUGCUCAAGCAUAAGAAGACUUCUUCAAAUCCUAAGUCGAGAGAGACUGAAGGAAACAUAUGGUAUACCAAUAUAUGGCACUCUGUGACAGUGGGUUUAAAUAAGCGAAGACUUGAGUUUCUCAAUACCUAAGAGAAAAUAUGUGACUAUUUCAUCCAUUACCAAAUUCAGCAGAGAGUGAUCUUUGGAUUCAAAGUGUUCUGCUGACAACUUGACAAUCAUAGAAACUGGGCAGAAUAUUACAACCUUUCUCUGAGUAACUGAUGGGCAUCUUGGUGGGCAGUCACAAAAUAUUAAAGUGAUGGAAAUGCCCUGCCUUGAACCUACCUAGGUGUGUGUAACUUGCUCUCUGUGGAAGAGGCGUUUUCCUGUAGGCUUCACUGAGAUGAAUUAAUUUCCAUUUGUACAUUGUAUACACCCUGAAGUUUCCACAAAGCGUACGAGAGAGUACGCAGAUCAUCAACAAUACAGUGUCCCUAAACAGCUGUGCAAUACACAUAUACUAAUCUUUUACGCUACACUCCACAGUAUAUGCACAUACACAUUUUGGAUGAAUUAUUUGUUUAUAUAGGAGACUGAUAUCCAAAGUUUAUGUCCUAUCAUGGACAACCCCUUCCAUUGGCUUGUAUGAAUUUAAGACAGAAGAAUAUAUUGUAUGGAAACAUUAAUUGACUUGAUGUAACUCCCAUUAGAUCCCACUCUACUUUUAGCCUGGUUUCUUCAAUGGCUUUUGAAAUCUUUUAGACCUUAU
Messenger RNA from Bufo bufo (common toad), 3578 nucleotides. RefSeq names its product Rho guanine nucleotide exchange factor 25 (gene ARHGEF25). The transcript has 17 exons. Gene Ontology annotation, biological process: axon guidance. Lineage: Eukaryota; Metazoa; Chordata; Amphibia; Anura; Bufonidae. Gene Ontology annotation, cellular component: plasma membrane; cytoplasm. Gene Ontology annotation, molecular function: guanyl-nucleotide exchange factor activity. The coding region runs from base 304 to 2607 and encodes 767 amino acids. The record is from RefSeq and is a predicted model, not a curated record.